AGUCGCCCCACGUUAUUAAUUUUCCUGUCUUCCUUUGCCUUGGUUUUAGCAGCUUCUCAGGAACUAUAAUAUAUUUUUCUCUCUUUUCUCUCGAGUGAUAUUGUUUUUGGUUCUAGCUUCUUGUUUACUUUGGGGGGUGUCCUCCUAUGGAAGAUCAAAGCCAAGACCCUAAUGGUGGCCCGGGCCAUGGCCACGAGAGAGGCGGUGGCGGCGAGCCGGUGAGGUCGCGGUGGACCCCGAAGCCUGAGCAGAUCCUGAUCCUGGAGUCCAUCUUCAACAGCGGGAUGGUGAACCCGCCCAAGGACGAGACAGUGCGGAUAAGGAAGCUACUUGAGAAGUUUGGCGCGGUCGGUGACGCCAACGUCUUCUACUGGUUCCAGAACAGGCGGUCAAGGUCCCGCCGCCGUCAGCGGCAGAUGCAGGCCGCCAGCCUUGCCGCCGCCGCUGAGCAGAGGAGCAAUAAUUAUCAGGGCGAGCAAGCUGAUGGUGCAAUUCAUCAUCAGGGUUAUGAUGGGAGCUCGAGUUCCAACAUGGGUCUCGCAUCUUUUGGGUCAUCAUGCUCAUCUUAUUCUAAUUACAGUGCUUAUGGGUCAGCAUCAUCAUCAUCUUCUUCUUCUUCUUCUUCUUCUUCUUCUUCCUGCGGAGUCGUGAGCCAAGAGGCUAGCGACAGUUUCUUUCCAAGCUUAAUGGGUCAUCAUCAUGUGGGAUUUCCUGAAAGUGACCAGAACUGCACUACGGGUCUAACUUCUUCAAUCUUGUGCCAUCCUGAGGCUCCAAAUAUGCAUUAUCAGCAAUCUGGAAUAAUCACAGUGUUCAUCAAUGGCGUGCCCACAGAAGUCCCAAGAGGGCCACUCGACAUGAGAUCGGUAUUCGGUCAAGAUGCGAUUCUGGUUCACUCUUCUGGUCUUCCUGUUCCCACAAACGAAUAUGGCUAUGUGAUGCAAAGCUUGGAGCAUGGUGAAAGUUACUUCCUGGUUUCAAGACCGACAUAAGGAGGAUCUGAACGUGCACCAAUGACUGGGAACACCUGCCUAGCUACGCAUGUGAGAGAUUAAUUCAAUCAAGCCUAAAUCAUGAUAUCAGAGAGUCAACAAUCAACAAUCUCCAUUGACACGAGGAAGGGAAAGGAAGGGUGGAGAGACAGACAGACAGACAGAGGUGUCACAUUUGUGCUUUGGGUAUCAUCAAUUUAAUGAGCACUUAUAUGUUCAGAUUUCUAAAGAAUUGCAAAGUUUUGUCAUAAAUGUAUGUGCAACUGUUUUUUUUCGAAGUGAAUGAGGAGUUGUCCUAUUAGUCAGAAAUGUAAGUUUUUGUGGUGGAAAUGGAAUGUACUCGCCCUUUUGUUCCCCAA
Messenger RNA from Rhodamnia argentea, 1351 nucleotides. Its product is annotated as WUSCHEL-related homeobox 11. The record is from RefSeq and is a predicted model, not a curated record. NCBI's taxonomy places the organism in Eukaryota, Viridiplantae, Streptophyta, Magnoliopsida, Myrtales, Myrtaceae. Gene Ontology annotation, biological process: adventitious root development. Gene Ontology annotation, molecular function: DNA-binding transcription factor activity; DNA binding. The coding region runs from base 147 to 992 and encodes 281 amino acids. The transcript has 3 exons.